Messenger RNA from Eriocheir sinensis (Chinese mitten crab), 2910 nucleotides. Its product is annotated as glutamate-gated chloride channel-like. The transcript has 10 exons. Lineage: Eukaryota; Metazoa; Arthropoda; Malacostraca; Decapoda; Varunidae. The record is from RefSeq and is a predicted model, not a curated record. Gene Ontology annotation, biological process: signal transduction; regulation of membrane potential; nervous system process. The coding region runs from base 179 to 1306 and encodes 375 amino acids. Gene Ontology annotation, molecular function: extracellular ligand-gated monoatomic ion channel activity; neurotransmitter receptor activity; chloride channel activity. Gene Ontology annotation, cellular component: synapse; neuron projection; membrane.
CGAGGGAGGCGUGGCGAGAGUGGUUGAGGCAGAUGAGGAAGGGGAGGGGCGAGGCUGCUGCAUGACUUACUUUGACUUAGAAUAGCCCGGACCCUCCUUAGCUGCAGAAGUGUCGCUCUCCCUCCUCCCUCUCUUCCUCACUCACUCACGGUGAGGUCACGUGACAGGACAGACCAAGAUGGCGGCUGGUGGCUUCCUUUUGACCAUCCUACUGCUGCUGGUGGCCUCCGAAGGACUCGAGGCUACACCAGCGGAAGCCCGAGCGACAAAGGCGGUUGCGCUGAAACUCCAGGGGGAUGACUACCACAAAAUGAUUCGACCCCCAGGAACAGGACCCACCAUCGUCGCCCUUCAACUCUACAUCCGGGACAUGAGCAUCGAUGACGUAAACAUGAAAGCCAACUUUGACAUCACCUUCAGAAUGCUGUGGAACGAUUCACGGCUCGCCUACAAGGGUAUGCCAGGUCUGGCGGGGGUCAACUACGUGUCGCUGUUGGACCCGUCGCCGCUGUGGCUCCCCGACGCCUUCUUCAAGAACGCUAAGGUGACGCAGUACUCCUCCAUCCGCCCGGAACAGUACCUCAGAGUGUUCCCCGACGGUCGUAUUAUCUUCAGCACCAGGUGGGGUUAUUGUUGUGACAUUGCCGACUACGGCUACACAACGAAGGACGUCAAGUUGGUGUUGUCGGGAGAGGAUGAGUCUCAGGCCGUCUCCGUCGGGGCAGAAGUUAGCCCCGAGGGAUUCACGUUCGCGGGCAUCUCCUCCGACACCUAUACCUCCUCCACGGCCACGGGCGAGUACAGCAAUGUGCGAAUAUCCGUAAUGAUUCGCAGGUAUUUCGGCAACUACCUCUUGGAGCGGUACAUUCCUACUUUAAACCUAAUCAUAGUGGCGUGGUUCAGCUUCCUCAUCCCCGCUAAACAGUUCCUGGCCCGCAUCCUGCUCACCCUCAUACCCCUCAUCUUUACAAUGUUCACUAAUAUGCAGUUCAAGAUGACUUUGGCCUCCGUCCCGUAUGCCACCGCAAUGGACGCGUUCAGUGGAGUCUCCCUGAUAGUGCUCUUCUUGACCCUCCUGUACGUUAUUGUCUGCGAAGUAUACGAGAACAAGAAGAACGAAGGAGAGGAGAAGGCCAGCGUCGAGGACGGGGAGGUCACGAAGGGCGGGGAGGCGGAGGGCGGGUUGGUGCGGCGCCUGGCCCUUCGCGCCCGCCAGCGAGCCAACUACCUCUCCCGCGUGUUGCUGGUCAGCGGUUACUCCUUCUUCCUGUUUGUGUACUUCGUGGCCUUCUGCGCCACUGGCUAGUCAGGACACACACACACACACACACUUAUUCUUACAUAUCUAAUUGCUUGCCUCUAAUUACAUGGUUAUUCUUUUUACACACACUCACACACACACACACACACACUACGUAUAGCAUCCCGUCUAUCUGGUCGCCGGUUCAAUCCCUGGCGUUGAGAGUAUAUUCCCCUUUUCCGGACUAGAUCGAUAUAUCAUGUGUUCGAUAAUGGUAAGUGCCUGGCACCGCUGUGAUCCUAUCAUGAGUUGUAUUUCCCCUCUGCUCGGAGGUGAGAGAGCACACAAAAAUUGAUCUUGAUGGAAGGGAGGCCUGUGUAAUUACCCGCCCGAUGUGGAAAGCCCAUGAAAAAUAACACUUAGCGAAGGGGAGAUGGGUCGUCUCUUAAGCCAAGAGGUUAUAAGCGUGGCUGUCCGUCUGGCUGGCCGCGAGUUCAAUCCCCGGCGUCGGAAAUUUAUAGGCCUAUUUACUCCUUUCGGGCCGGGAUCAAUUCAUCACGUUUCUUGUUUCCUAGUGAUUAGAAUUAACACGCCUCCAAUUAGACUGAUUUUACUGUCGACUUCAGUUCGACUACAACCUCUUAUUAUCCUUUCUGUCAUGAAUAUAUAUAUGUAAUUGUUCUUGAUUUUGUUUUCCAUGAAUCUAAGACAGCACAAGUAAUCACGAACGAAUAUUUAAGAAGGGGGCGGGGGCAAAACUUUUUUUAUAUAUAGUUGGCUCGCGGGAACUGUAACAUUGCUAGGUUAACAGUAGGCUACGUAUUGUUGAUGUAUUGUGUAGUGCUAGAGCCUGACCUGGAUGUAUUGUUUUAAUUACGACAACCAAUAUUUCUUUGUGUUGUGUGUGUGUUGUUGUUGUUGACUCGGGUUUGCCUGCUACGAGGAGGUGGCAAACAAGGAUAGCCUACCCUGCCCCCACUGCUGGCAAGCCACCCGGAAACCUCUGCUGCACUACAUCCUGGAGUGCCCCCUCACCACCCCACAGCUCCACCCGGACGACGACACGGCUCCCCAGACAGCAGCAGAGCGAGUGACCCUCACCCAAGAUUCCACCCUGGCAGAGGUGGUGGCAAAAUACCCACCUCCUCGAUAAACUCCGAAAACUGACGACAUCCUCUGACGGGCUCACCAGCCCGUGCCCUCCUCUUGGAGGACAAAUCAACAACAACAACGUUAAUUGUUGUUGACCUCUAAUGUAGAAUGUGUACUACACCUGUCCUCGUGUAUAGCCAGUGUUACGGAGAUAUAUGUGUUGCCUGGGAGCAGACAUUAUAUAAAUAAGUAUUGUGUUUCCCUUCUCAGUGAACAACCGUGAAGUUAAACAUGUAUACUGAAAAAAAAAGUCUAGGCUAUGUAACAAUCUUCAACUGUAACAAGCUGAAUAUACAAUCAUACGACCUUGUAACUCAUCAGUACACAGCAAAACCAACAAAUAUAAAGAAAACUCAUAAGUACUCCAAAACAACAAAGAAAUAGGCAUAAAAACAGCUUAAAACAGCAUGAAUAACCCUUUAUGCAACAGAAUCUUCGCUUGCCAUGUCCGAUUAUGUUACUGAGGACUUCGCAUUGCCUUUUGUAGCAUGGAAGCUUGAAUAAACACACCCUACGAC